Panicum hallii is the source of this 610-nucleotide messenger RNA. Its product is annotated as major pollen allergen Lol p 11-like. Lineage: Eukaryota; Viridiplantae; Streptophyta; Magnoliopsida; Poales; Poaceae. Bases 33 to 548 code for a protein of 171 amino acids. The record is from RefSeq and is a predicted model, not a curated record. The transcript is spliced from 2 exons.
GAGAGAGACCCAAGCAGGCAACAACAAAUUAAAUGGCGCAGGCCAAGAUGGUGACGACGACCGCCGUCGCGGUCGCCGUGCUGGCCGUGGCGGCCCUCGCCGGCGUCGCGUCCGCCGAGAGGGCCGGCGGGUUCGUCGUCACCGGGCGCGUCUACUGCGACCCCUGCCGCGCCGGCUUCGAGACCAACGUCUCCAAGAGCGUCCCGGGCGCUACGGUGGAGGUGGUUUGCCGUCCGUUCGGCAGCACCAAGGAGACGCUCAAGGCGGAGGCGACGACGGACGAGAAGGGGUGGUACAAGCUGGAGAUCGACCAGGACCACCAGGAGGAGAUCUGCGAGGCGGUGCUGGACAAGAGCUCCGACCCGGCGUGCGCCGAGAUCGAGGAGUUCCGCGACCGCGCCCGCGUCCCGCUCACCUCCAACAACGGCAUCAAGCAGCAGGGCGUCCGCUACGCCAACCCCAUCGCCUUCUUCCGCAAGGACCCGCUCAAGGAGUGCGGCAGCAUCCUCAACAAGUACGACCUCAAGGACGCAUCGGAGACGCCAUGAUUAUUGAGCACCUAGCUGCUACUGCUAGCUAGCAGAUACCGAGUACUACUGUUGGACGGAAU